CUCCACUUCCCAUCUUCUAUCCCCCUGAUUGUUUAUCCCCUACCUAUUGUGGUUUAUGAUACUAUUCGGUAUGAUUUCGUGAGUUUGUAUUCAGUCCACAAUUAUUACUGGAGACUGUAUCUGUUAGAUCUACUUCGUUUCGUCAUCGGAACCGAAUGAUCUUGCCGUCAACAGGUCGAACGGUUUCUGAUCCACUAGAUAACUCUCUCAUCUACCCGUGAUCUACGGGUCAGAUCGCAACAGAGACAUGUUCGGCUUGCCCUCUAAACGUCAAAGAGGUUCUGAGGAGCUUGCCGAUCUUGACAGUAGCGCAAUCCACGAAAGAAAGAAAUUCCGUUCUUUAGCUCUGCGCACUUCCCCACAAUGUUUCCAGAAGCUGUCCUUCGCCCAUAUGAACCACACGGUUUCUGAUUUGAGUUUAUCUACCUUGACCCCUGUGGAGUCCUCGGAGGAUGACGAUGACAUCGACGGGUAUCCCACGCACGUGCACACCGGCCGGACAGAUAGUAAGGGGGAAUUGCCCCACCAGACGGCUCACGCUCAUAUUCCACAUACGGCAAUGGAUAUAGAUCUUGAUAGAGAAAUGCUGCAUCCAGUCAGGGGUAGGACCCAAUGCCCGUGGGCAGCCAAUGCACCCAGCAAUCGAGAUGUUCAACCGUCGCCGAUUCCCCACAAUCUAGUAAACCAGUCUCUCACCAUCAGCGAGCGGCAGGCUGAAAACUCUGCAUACGAAUAUGCUCACCCAUCGAUGAAUGAACAGAAUCCUGCGCUGUCGAUGUAUAAUCAGCCUUCUAAUGACUUUAUCCCAUCCUGUUCUGGUAUCCAGCGCCUCCCCAGCCCAGUCAGUGAAGGUGAAGAUACCGUGGCAAGCAUCAAAGACACUGUUAGUGAUGACGUUGAAAUGGCGUACAACUCAUCUCGCCCGGCUUCUUUCUCUUCAUCGACUUGGUCAGGGAUAGAGGACAGACCCCCCAAUAUACAGCAGGACAUGCCACCUACGGAUGUCGGGAAAGAUAAGCAACACGGCUCCGCACCCAAGGGCGUGUCAAACAAAAAGAAAAUCUCCUUCUCAAUGGGCUUUCGAGCUGAUUGCGAAAAGUGCCGGUUUAAGGUCCCUGGUCACUAUAGUCAUAUCAUCCGCACCUGAUAUGUCUGCAAUUCACCGCUGUUCUCACGACCACAUCAAUUGUACAUUAUUACAUGCGAAGAUACCAGGAUCGGAACGGAGUCAGGUAAUGGGAUCCGAUUAUUACAUCAUGUCAUUUCAAGGCGUUCGAGAAGAAAAAUCCAAGUUUGUACAUUUAAUCGCCUAGAUGGCAAUGGCAAUGAAUGGGCUUGAAGACAUUAAGUUUGCUCUCGGGUAUGGAGUGGAAAUCCCAUCUUCCGACCAGCCGUUCCGAUGCGGCUGACAUAAGCAAUCAUAUCCGACGGAC
This is a messenger RNA of Aspergillus alliaceus, 1433 nucleotides long. RefSeq lists its product as uncharacterized. The record is from RefSeq and is a predicted model, not a curated record. Bases 248 to 1147 code for a protein of 299 amino acids. The transcript is spliced from 2 exons. Lineage: Eukaryota; Fungi; Ascomycota; Eurotiomycetes; Eurotiales; Aspergillaceae.